Cololabis saira (Pacific saury) is the source of this 897-nucleotide messenger RNA. Its product is annotated as zinc finger protein 239-like. The record is from RefSeq and is a predicted model, not a curated record. The transcript has a single exon. Bases 91 to 897 code for a protein of 268 amino acids. Lineage: Eukaryota; Metazoa; Chordata; Actinopteri; Beloniformes; Belonidae.
GAUAACCUGGAGAGGAUCUGCAGCCCGGACCAGGAGGAACCAGGGCAUCCACAGACUACAGAACUGGAGGAAGACUCCAGCGGUCAGGAGAUGAAGCACGAGGACGUAGAGGUGGAUGUCUCAUUGGUCAAUGUCGCUCUUGUGAAAGUUGAAAAUGGUGAACCAGGACCAAACUGUGGCCAGCUGCUGUUGCACACUUCUCCUGAAGCUCAAAUCAAAGAUGAGGAAGGGACUGAAAGUUUACGCUCAGACACCAGUAAAACUGCAGAUCCGGAGCCAAUGAGACGACACGGUGACCACGAAGAUGCUGCUUUCCCGUCAGACAGCAACUGUAAAUCAAAGCUGACCAGGACCCACACGGGGAAGAAGGCGUUUUCUUGCAGCACUUGCAGGAAAGAGUUCAGUAGAAGUAGUAUUUUAAUGGAUCACAUGAAGAUCCACACUGGUGAAAGGCCGUACCUGUGCAGCACCUGCGGAAGAUCGUUUAGAAAAUCAUCAACAUUCAAGAACCAUAAAAUGAUCCACACAGGCGAGAAGCCGUACAUCUGCAAAAUAUGUGGAAAAAGUUACAGGCAACGUACCAGCCUGGUGGUUCACUCGAGGACCCACACCGGCGAAAGGCCGUACCUGUGCAACACCUGCGGAAAAACCUUUACUCAUUUAUCGGAUCUUAAACGGCACAUAACCACGCACACGGGCGAGAAGCCCUACAGCUGCAAAACAUGUGGAAAAAGUUACACAGACCGUUCCGGCCUGCUGGUACACAGGCGAGAAGCCCUACAUCUGCAAAACAUGUGGAAAGAGUUACAAGCAACGUUCCCACCUGGUGAGUCACUCGAGGACCCACACCGGCGAAAAGCCGUACCUGUGCAACACUUGCAGCAAAACCUAUACUAG